AGAAGAAAGAAAAAAAAACUUCUAGGUGGUGACGUUCCUGUCAUGUCGUCCAUAGAAUUUUACGAAAAAGUUCGCAAUUUGUUUACACGUAUUUAACAAAUAAACUAAAUUUAAUUGUUUUAAAAACAUUUUAAACUCAAUCCGCCACAUUGCGAUUUGCAAUUAAAAAUCGCAAAAACCCACUAACAAAAAAACUAACUUGUGAUAGCAACGUGUUUUUCUUUUUUUUUGUCGUAUAUUUUUCUCUUCUUUGCAAAAAUGACACGAAAAUGGAAUACAAUUUCGUCGCUGUCCAUUUUGUUGAUGAUGGUGCUCCUUCAACAGCAAAUCGACCUGAGUUAUCAAUUCUAUCUGCCCGGAUUGGCACCAGUUAAUUAUUGCCGAAAAUCUGAAUCAACUGGACCCUGUAAGUCUGAAGUAACUCUCUACGUCAACCGCUUGAAUACAGAAGAAUCAGUUAUUCCCUAUGAAUAUCAUCACUUCGAUUUCUGUACAAUCGACGAAGGUAACUCACCGGUGGAAAAUCUUGGACAAGUUGUAUUCGGAGAGAGAAUACGUCCUGGUCCGUAUAAAAUUGAAUUCCUAAAGAAUGUCGAAUGUGAAAAGGUAUGUACAAAAGUAUAUACAGGUGGUGAUCCGGACAGUGAUCGACGCAUGAUGGUUCUGAAGAAGGGCAUGAGCCUCAACUAUCAACAUCAUUGGAUAGUUGACAAUAUGCCAGUUACUUGGUGCUAUCCUCUGGAAAAUGACAAACAAUACUGCAGUACUGGUUUCCCAAUGGGUUGUCUUGUGAGGCAUUUGGUUGAUGGCGAUGAAAGUUGUCCCAUCAAUCCCAGCUACAAUAAACCCGGAUUCUAUUAUCCAUUUAACCAUGUUGACUUGACAAUAACCUAUCACAGUGGUGCCACCGAGGAAUGGGGUGUUGGUUUCGGUGAUAAUGGUGGGCGGAUAAUUUCGGUUAAGGUUAUUCCACGUUCCAUAAAUCACAAGAAUCCCGAAAAACCCGAUUGUGGCUCUCCCGAAGCAAUUGAAAUUCCAGCAAAUACCUUGCCUCGCAACACUAAACUCCAGAUCACCUACACUUACUCGGUUAAGUUCAUCAUGAACAACACCGUGAAAUGGUCGUCGCGUUGGGAUUACAUCCUCGAAUCAAUGCCCCACACGAACAUCCAAUGGUUCAGCAUACUGAAUUCCCUGGUUAUCGUUUUGUUCCUCUCGGGUAUGGUUGCCAUGAUUAUGCUUCGUACCCUGCACAAGGAUAUUGCCCGUUACAAUCAAAUGGAAAGUGGUGAAGAUGCUCAGGAGGAGUUCGGAUGGAAGUUGGUGCAUGGUGAUGUUUUCCGUCCCCCACGAAAGGGAAUGCUGUUGUCGGUGUUCUUGGGAUCUGGUGUGCAGGUUACUUGCAUGACAUUGAUUACUUUGGCAUUUGCUUGCUUGGGAUUCCUUUCGCCUGCGAAUCGAGGUGCUCUGAUGACUUGCGCCAUGGUCUUGUAUGUUUCUCUGGGAACGCCAGCUGGCUAUGUGUCGGCGAGGAUCUAUAAAAGCUUUGGUGGUAUUAAGUGGAAGAGCAACGUUAUGCUUACAUCAAUAGUUUGUCCUGGUGUCGUUUUCUGCUUGUUCUUUGUGAUGAAUCUGGUUCUGUGGGGAGAGGGUAGCUCAGGAGCUGUACCAUUCAGCACUUUGGUGGCAUUGCUGGCGUUAUGGUUUGGUGUCUCUGUUCCUCUUACUUUUGUUGGAGCAUACUUUGGAUUUAGGAAACGCGCAUUGGAACAUCCCGUACGAACGAAUCAAAUUCCUCGACAAAUUCCCGAUCAAUCGGUAUACACACAACCAAUCCCUGGAAUAAUUAUGGGCGGAGUGCUGCCCUUCGGUUGUAUUUUCAUUCAACUCUUCUUCAUUCUCAACUCCAUCUGGUCCAAUCAAAUGUACUACAUGUUUGGAUUCCUCUUUCUUGUAUUCCUCAUCCUCGUGAUAACCUGCUCUGAGACCACAAUCCUCCUUUGCUAUUUCCAUCUUUGUGCGGAGGACUAUCAUUGGUGGUGGCGUUCCUUCCUCACAUCAGGAUUCACCGCUGCCUAUCUCUUCAUCUAUUGCUGUCAUUACUUUGCCACAAAACUCUCCAUCAAGGAUGGAGCUUCGACAUUUUUAUACUUCGGAUACACCGCCAUCAUGGUGUUCCUUUUCUUCCUGCUCACAGGAACUAUUGGAUUCUUUGCAUGUUUCUGGUUCAUCCGUAAGAUCUACAGUGUGGUCAAGGUUGAUUAAAUGCCGUUUCUGUUUUGUUUGAAGUGGGGUGGUCUCAAUCUCUCUCUCUCCACACUCUCGCCCGCCCAAAACGCGCAAUAAUUUUUAACAAAUAAUUCUUCAAAAUAAAUCAAGAGUAUAUAAUAAAUGUGUAUGUAUUUUCUUACGUUUAAUUAAACAAACAAACAAAUAAUAUUUAAACGAAAUGAAACGAAACGAAAAACAUCAAAUUGGGCGAUCAGCAACUGAAAAGAACCGUUAUAAAUAUAUUACUAUUAUUA
Messenger RNA from Eupeodes corollae, 2525 nucleotides. It is a transcript of the gene TM9SF2, whose product is annotated as transmembrane 9 superfamily member 2. The transcript is spliced from 5 exons. Gene Ontology annotation, biological process: protein localization to membrane. Lineage: Eukaryota; Metazoa; Arthropoda; Insecta; Diptera; Syrphidae. The coding region runs from base 259 to 2265 and encodes 668 amino acids. The record is from RefSeq and is a predicted model, not a curated record. Gene Ontology annotation, cellular component: membrane.